Harpegnathos saltator (Jerdon's jumping ant) is the source of this 3915-nucleotide messenger RNA. RefSeq names its product neprilysin-1. Gene Ontology annotation, biological process: protein processing. NCBI's taxonomy places the organism in Eukaryota, Metazoa, Arthropoda, Insecta, Hymenoptera, Formicidae. Gene Ontology annotation, molecular function: metalloendopeptidase activity. The record is from RefSeq and is a predicted model, not a curated record. The coding region runs from base 1049 to 3442 and encodes 797 amino acids. Gene Ontology annotation, cellular component: plasma membrane. The transcript has 13 exons.
CACAAGGUAUUUAGAACUUUGGUCGAAGUAAGAAAAUGAAGACUGGACAAUUUAGUUUUGUAAGUGAAUUCCUGGACGAAUUCUACGCCGAGUCUUUUUUUCCAUUUCAUCGUCAGACUUCCGCAUUCCUAGGUUGGGAAAAUUUUGCUCGUUUCGCAGCAUCCUUGAGCACGAUAUCUUUAAUCAACCCCAAAAUAGCUUCGUGUUGUCGCCGCUACGCGUCGUAUCUCGACCCACCACUGCUGCGCUGCAUUGCAGCAUCGACCGGUUCUUUUUUUCCCCGACCUCGCACCCCCACAUCUUCUUCGCACCUUUGCACAGCGCACUGCUCCUAUCCGCUCCUACACCCUCUCACGACCCCUUUCUCACCCCUCGUCGGAAUCGCGCGCGCUGCUGCCGAUGAUGGUGGUGGUGGUGGUGGUGGUGGUGGUGGUGACUUCGAUCGACAUCCCCGACAGUUUUUCGCAGGACGCUUGUUGCUUCUACACUACGAGCGGAUGUGAACUUGUCCUAUCCGUGUUUGCUUCACGCGCACCUACGCCGCCAACGAAGGAUUCAGUCGAGGAUUCCCUCGAGAAUCCCUCGCGUUUCAGCUACUCUUUCAUGGAUAUUGUUUGUCUCUCCACUACGGUGAACAAAACACGGUCAACAGUGAUAUCGGUGUUACCCUCUCGAUGAAUGUUUCUCCGAUUGUUAAUUAAUUAAGGUUCCCGAUGCUCGCUUGAAGAGGACCUUCGCUCAUCCCCCGAUGAUGAUCGACCGGCGUUCUUGCGGGCGCGCAAAUAUGCUGCGAAACUCGGCUCUCUCGAAGGAUCGCGGCACGUCCGCGCCCGCGUCACCGUCGUAACCUGCGACUGACGAUUAUUCAUGCCAAAAGGAACACCUGCGCGUGUGCACGAGUCCGGGGACACCUUCCCGCCUUCUCCGCUCCUCGCAGAAGCCCCACGAAGAUUCGUCGCGCACUACGACCAACUGUCGCUUCUCUCGAUGAGCGAGAGUUACCUGCUACCGUUGAGCAGGCGUCCUGCGGAGGAUCAGGUCGACGAGGAUGAAGUCAGAGAGGAACAAUGGAUACUUGCGGACCAGCGUCGUCGUCACCGAGCCAUCGUCAGGCAACUUGUCAGAGCCGGGAUCAGCUGGUCAAGACACUGUGCUCAUCGCGAAUCCUCUUCAGGUAACUUACGGUCCGCGCGGAGGAACCACCACAACCGUUCUCCAACCGCCAACCAGGCCGCGAAGACCAGUCGGUGUGACACGCGCCACUUCGAUUACACGAAGACAAAGAGGACCGGCGAGUAGACAGCGUCUGUUGGGCGUGUUGGCUAUUGCUCUGUUGGCCACUUGUCUCUUCAUACUUUUGCUAUUGGUGUUGAACACCACUCGUGAAUGCGUUCAAGAGCCCUAUCAAAACGUUUGCAUGUCGGAAGAAUGCGUAAGAACAGCGGCAAGUUUAUUGACGGCGAUGGAUCGCACCGCAUCACCUUGUGUCGAUUUUUUCCAAUACGCCUGUGGCACAUGGAAUCGAUUGCACGUGAUACCGGAGGACAGAAGCUCCAUCAGCACCUUCGAGGUUCUAGCCGAUCAAUUGCAGGUGAUCCUGAAGCGUAUCCUCGAGGAACCGCCCAACGCGGGUGACAGUAAUGCUACUCUCAAGGCGAAGAUGUUCUACAAGUCGUGUAUGGACAUCCCUCGUAUACGAGAAAUCGGAGAUAUUCCUCUGAAGGAGAUCUUGGAGUAUCUUGGAGGAUGGCCAGCAGUGGUGGGCGCAUCCUGGAAGCCGCCGUCUUAUUCUUUGGAGGUCCUUCUGGGUCGUCUACGCGGCGAGUACAACGAGGGUGUGCUGAUAGAGCAAUGGGUCGGCCCAGACGACAAGAACUCCUCGACCAACAUCCUGCAGUUGGAUCAGAUGCAAAUGGCAUUACCUGGUAGGGAUUACUACCUGAAGAAGAGCAGCGAGCCCGAGCUGAAGGCUUAUCAUAAAUACAUGACAAACGUUGCCGUGCUGAUGGGAGCAGAUCCCUUUUCGGCGACCGAAGAGUUCGACCGGGUGAUCGUUUUAGAGAAGCAACUCGCUAAUAUCUCGUUGCCGGAAGCGGACAGGCACGAUACUUCGGCGAUUUAUCGAAAACUGACGUUGCGUGAACUGCAGCAGGAGGUUCCGCAGCUACAGUGGCUCGUUUACCUGCAAGAAUUCAUCAACGCGCCGAUCAACGAGGAGGAGCCCGUUGUGGCAUACGCGAUGCCGUACUUCGUGCAGAUGGGCCGUAUAAUCUCUAGGACAGAUCGCAGGACUCUACACAACUACAUCUUGUGGCGACUCGUCAUGUCGAUUAUGCCUCACAUGAUCGACGAAUACCAGCAGAAACGAAUCGAAUUUCGCAAGAUCCUGUUGGGGAUUCUGAGCGAAAGGAACAGAUGGUCGCAAUGCGUUGAAUGGACCAACAAGAAACUCGGAAUGGCGGUCGGUGCCCUUUUUAUACGCGACAAUUUUAAUCACGAGAGUAAGGAGACUGCUCUGGAGAUGAUACGGACGAUUCGUGAAGCUUUUAACGAAUUGUUGGCUGAAAAUCAUUGGAUGGACGACGAGACUCGAACGGUGGCGAAAAAAAAGGCGGACUCGAUGAACGAGCGAAUCGGAUAUCCCGAGUUUCUCAAAGAUCCACUCGAGCUCUCGAUGGAAUACGUGAUGUUAAACAUAACAGAAAAUCACUUCUUGAAAAACAUUCUUGCCGUGCUGAAGUAUGACGCUUAUCACAAUUUGCAAAAGCUGCGAAUGCCGGUUGACAAGAACAAGUGGUCGACCGAGCCGGCCGUGGUGAACGCUUUCUACAAUCCCAACAAGAACGACAUAGUAUUCCCUGCGGGGAUUCUACAGCCGCUUUUUUACUCCCAGCACUUUCCCAAGUCCUUGAAUUACGGCGGUAUCGGUGUAGUGAUCGGUCACGAGAUCACCCACGGUUUCGACGACAAGGGUCGUCAGUUCGAUAAGGAUGGCAACAUGAUGCAAUGGUGGAAUAACGCCACUAUCAAGGCGUUUCGUAAGAGAGCGCAAUGCAUCGUGGACCAGUACUCCAAGUACAAGUUGCAGGAGGUAAAUCUGUACAUCAACGGGAGGAUGACUCAAGGAGAAAAUAUCGCGGAUAACGGUGGUCUCAAGCAGUCCUUCAGGGCUUACAAGAAGUGGGUUUCUAUUCAUGGUGAGGAACCUUUGCUCCCGGGGGUGAAUCUCACGCACGAUCAACUUUUCUUCCUCAACUACGCGCAGAUCUGGUGCGGCUCCAUGAGACCGGAGGAUGCGUUGACGAAAAUACGCAGCAGCGUGCAUUCACCAGGGCCGGUGCGCGUGUUAGGCCCGCUGUCGAACAGCGAGGACUUCGCCAGGGCUUUCAAUUGCCCGCCGGACUCCCCGAUGAAUCCCAAAAACAAGUGCAGCGUCUGGUAGCUCGUCUUCGGUGAUAUAUGAGAUAUAUCACGCCAAUGUAAUCAAAAUUACACGAGGAGGAAAAAGAGAAAGCGGCGGCGUUGGUGGCAGAGGUACCUGGAAGCUUAAAGUUUCAGGACUUCGAGGAGUCGAGAGGACUCGCGUGCUCUAACAUUGCACACAUUCAACGCUAAAUAAGACUAUUCUUCAAGCAUUGUCCUUCGAUGGAUCGGACAGCGUUCGUGUGUAAAAGUAACAUGUUUUAAAAGUAUGUUUUAAAGUAUUGAAAGAGCAAAUUUAAUUUUUUGCGCCGAAUGUACGAUCGUGCGGGAUGAGAAUGCGCGGGUCGCAAGUUAAAAAGAGAAAAUCAAAAGAUUAUAAAUAUAUGAAAUUUAAAGGUCCGAAGGAUCCAUGGAUCCCUUAUCAUUCUUGCAUAUCACGAUCCUGCUUGUUUUUAUGUAAUAAGCAUUGAAAUAAAAGUGAUGUACAAUUGA